This is a messenger RNA of Triticum aestivum (bread wheat), 1546 nucleotides long. RefSeq names its product anthocyanidin reductase ((2S)-flavan-3-ol-forming). NCBI's taxonomy places the organism in Eukaryota, Viridiplantae, Streptophyta, Magnoliopsida, Poales, Poaceae. Bases 273 to 1310 code for a protein of 345 amino acids. The record is from RefSeq and is a predicted model, not a curated record. The transcript has 6 exons. Gene Ontology annotation, molecular function: oxidoreductase activity, acting on the CH-OH group of donors, NAD or NADP as acceptor.
UGGAGCACAAUGCAUCUAGCAGUUGGCUAAAGAACACAAGUUGGAAAGCAUCUAACCUUUCUAUAUCCAGGGCAGCACAAUAGUAGUUGGCUAGGUAUAAUCAAUCUGAAAGAAAAAUACAAGUUGGAAAGCAUCUAACCAUUCUAUAUCCAGGGCAGCACUGUCGUCUUGACGUUUACCUCAGAGGUGAAAGCCACGAGCGCCCACAAGCACCACUCCACCAGCACAGGAGCAGAACUCUGGUGCUCGACUCCCCACCUCCAGCCGGCCUGAUGGCGUCUGCGGCAGGUGAUGCGACGAGGAGGAAGAUGGCGUGCGUCACCGGAGGGGACGGGUACAUCGCCUCGGCCCUAGUGAAGAUGCUGCUGCAGAAGGGAUACGCCGUCAAGACGACAGUCAGAAAGUCUGAUGACAUGGAGAAUCACCCCCAUCUCAAGGACUUGCAAGCGCCCGGUCCCUUGGAGGUCUUCCGCGCCGACCUGGAGGACGAGGGCAGCUUCGACAAGGCCGUGGCCGGCUGCGACUAUGCCUUCCUCGUCGCGGCUCCGAUGAACCUCAACGCAGAGAACCCGGAGAAAGAAGUGAUCGAGCUGGCCGUCAGCGGAACCCUUAACGUAAUGAGGUCGUGCGUGAGGGCGGGGACGGUGAAGCGUGUGAUCCUGACAUCGUCAGUGGCGGCUGUCGUUGGCCGGCCUCUACUACUAGCAGACAGCCAUGUCCUUGACGAGGAGUCCUGGAGCGACGUCGAGUACCUCAGAGUGACCAAUGCCGGCGACUGGGCCUACAAUGUCUCGAAGGUGCUUAUGGAAAAGGCGGCGUGGACUUUCGCGCAGGACAGCGGUAUCAGCCUUGUUACGGUGUGCCCCGUCGUCACGGUUGGCGAGGCGCCGGCGACGAUUGUCCACACCAGCGUCCCCCUCGGCCUUUCUUUGCUAACUGGCGACGACGAGAAGAUCCGCAGCCUAGAACUCAUCGAGAGUGAGUCUGGCUCAAUCCCGAUGGUCCAUGUCCACGACCUCUGCCGUGCAAAGAUCUUCGUAGCCGAAGAGGAGGGUGCGUCAGGAAGAUAUAUCUGCAGCUGCCCUGGCCUCGACCCCACCCUCACGGAGCUAGCCUCCUUCCUGGCCGCCAAGUACCCGCAGUACAACGUCAAUAGCGACAGGUUCGGUGGUCGCCCCGAGAAGCUGAGAGUCUGCAUUUCGUCGGCGAAGCUCGUCGGGGAAGGGUUCGAGUUCAGGUACAAGGCGUUGGACGAGAUAUACGACGACGUCGUCAACUACGGAAGGUCCUUGGGAAUCCUUCCGUACUAGCAGUAUAGCAUGCUUGAUGAGCCUCUAUGUAUUGGUUGGUUGGAUGUCUGGAACCGAAGUUAAAGUUCAAAUUUGCUUAUACUAGCAAACACUGCCCGUGCGUUGCUACACGUCGAUUUUAGUUUGUGUAUAUUCUUUUUUUUCAUAUACUGAAAUUAUCAAAUACAUAGUCCAAACAUUUGUACACGGAAGACAACAGUAAGAUGAACAUCGACGCAGCACUGAAAUGAUCAAGA